AUGUCGCAGGCAUUGAUCAAUCCUAGAACACGGCGGGAUUAUGGCGCUACAUCAAGUGUUAUUCCCGAGGCGAAUUCGGCGACCAUUUCGAGUUCUAACGCUGAAUUUGACUCACUCAGCGAAGAAAUCUGUUACAAUAUAAACGUUAUGCACAGCAGCACAAAGCAACUAGAAAAACAAUUGAAAUUAGUUAGCACCGCCAAAAAUUUAUUAGCGUUUGACAAAAAUAUACUCAGCAUUAACACCAUUGACACCAAUGAACGCAUCCAGAUCACCAGUCAAAAUCUGCAACGUCUGCAGACGGUGGUGCAACAAGGCGAUCGCCAGCAACAACGUCAAAUGGACAACAUUAAGCUUGACUUUCGGACAGCUCUCGACAAAUAUUCAAAGCAACAGAAACUUAUCUCGCAGGCUAUGCGACAGAGCUAUCAAAAGGCUGCCGAGGCGGAACAUGAUGCAGAGUUGUCUGAGAAAACACAUCUGUUGCAGGAACAGCGUCAGGAGCAGGCUGAACUCGAGAGGCAGCAUGAUUUGCUCGUGGAGCGUGGACGGCGAGUGGAGCAACUUGAGGCGGAUAUUCUGGAUGUGAAUUAUAUAAUGAAAAAGUUAAGCGGUAUGGUGGAGGAGCAGCGCGAGGAGGUGGAUGCUAUUGCAAUCAAUGUAGAGGAAACAGCUGAGAAUACGGAGAAGGGAGUCAGUGCUCUACAAAAUACGGUUGUUAGCCAAAGUAAACGUCGUCGUACAGUACUGAUAAUAUUAUUGAUUGUUGUGUUAAUAGCUUUAAUUGUAAUAGGCAUCAUAGUCAGCAAAUUAAAGUAAAUGUUUCUAAACU
This is a messenger RNA of Drosophila albomicans, 832 nucleotides long. Its product is annotated as syntaxin-12-like. The record is from RefSeq and is a predicted model, not a curated record. Bases 1 to 819 code for a protein of 272 amino acids. NCBI's taxonomy places the organism in Eukaryota, Metazoa, Arthropoda, Insecta, Diptera, Drosophilidae. Gene Ontology annotation, biological process: vesicle fusion; intracellular protein transport; vesicle-mediated transport. Gene Ontology annotation, cellular component: SNARE complex; membrane; endomembrane system. Gene Ontology annotation, molecular function: SNARE binding; SNAP receptor activity. The transcript is spliced from 2 exons.